This is a messenger RNA of Synchiropus splendidus (mandarinfish), 3451 nucleotides long. Its product is annotated as proteoglycan 4-like. Lineage: Eukaryota; Metazoa; Chordata; Actinopteri; Syngnathiformes; Callionymidae. The coding region runs from base 201 to 1712 and encodes 503 amino acids. The transcript has 21 exons. The record is from RefSeq and is a predicted model, not a curated record.
UGGAAGUGUGACCCGGCACUCAUGUGUGGACCUGCUCUCCAGGGGAGGAGGAGGAGGAGGAGGAGGAGGAGGAAGAGCGGCCGCCAGCUGAACCGCUGAAGUCCGCGUACGAACCUGAAGAUGAUGAAGAGAGGGUGACGGUGAAACCUCUGCCUGAAGAGGAGACUCCCAAGAGCAAGGACGCACCAGUGUGUCCUUGCAUGCACUCAUCCAAGACCACAGAGACUGAUGUGAAAGCUGCAGGGAAGAAAGAUCCUCCGAGGAGAGUGUCAGCCCUGAGGUCCAGAAGAAAAGAACCGAGCAAAACCACGGCGCCGUCAGACGUCAGGCCAAGGAAACAAGCGCUGCCCAGGGUCGCGGCUCUGGAGACGCCCGUCCGCAGGAUCAGGAGGUUCCCUGCUUUCCUCCGAGGUAAGAGAGAAGAGAAGAGCAAGACCUCCAAACCAGCUCCGGAGAAAGAACCCAAAACACAGGCCCAGACGCCGGAGCCAGCGCAGGAAGUGGGUCCGUGCAGGCCGGCCCCCGUCUACUGCCCGUCGCCCCCUGGCUGGUACGUUCACCACAUCGUGACGGACAACCCCUACCCCCCGCCCACCAUGUCAGCGCCGCCUGCUCCGGUGCUGACCGCCCACCCUGUGCACCCGGGUGCUCCACCGCUGCAGCCCUUCUACCCGCAGCAGCAGCUCUUCGCCCAGUACCAGCCGUACCCGCCCAUGAUGCAGCCUCCACCGGAACCCGCCCAGCACACUCCCCAGACACCAGCGGAACCAGCGCAGCCCAGGCCUGAGCCUUCCACAGAACCACAACCACCACAGGAGCCUGAAGUGCCACCUCCUGGACCGGAACCGUCUGCUGGACCCCAGUCUGCGACUCCUGAGGAACCACUGAGUGCAGCUCCAGCUGAGGAACCCAAGAACGCCACACAGGAAGUGAAGCCUGCGCCCACAAAGACAGGUGAGUCAUCCCGUUUGCUUUCCCUCAAACCUUCAGUUGCUGACGACAUUCUGAAUCUUCCAGCCUCCAAGAGGAAAACCGCCGCUAAAGCGUCGGCCGUGGACAAGCCCAAGACAAAAGCAGGUAACUGGCGGCGACAUCUGAGGACCUGCUCGCACCUGAACGAGGGAUUUUCUCUUCCUCUAGAUGACAAGAGGGAGGGACGAGAGCGGGCCGGGAGGAGAGAAGCCGCAGGGAGAAAAGAGAAGACCAAACGUUCUGCAGCCGCAAAGAAAGCAGUGCCUGCAGUUGCACCACAGAAACGGAAGUCAGCCACCGAGAAGUCAGCUGCUCCGGCGAGGAGAGCAGCCAGGACGAGCAGGAAAGAGCCAGAGGCUCCAGCUCAGCCGCUCCGGGCCAGGAGGAGACCGGAAGCCCUGAUGAGAGCCAACGUGACGGCCGCGGCCAGACAAGCAGCCCAGACCAGGCCCAAGCCCGUGACGGAGCAGCGAAGGAAAGCAGCCAGGGAGGGAACAGCUUCUGCCACUGAAGGAAAAGAGGAGAAGAAGAAGAAGACCAACGAGCUGCAGGCGACCGAUGCGGCGGCAGAGAAGAAGAAGACGACAGGGCAGAGGUUCUUCCAGUGCAUCUACGUCCCCGGCAGAAGCGCCCACUACCCUCUCCGACCUUUCACCCCGGCCAUGUCCCCCGCCAUGAUGACCCCGGCCAUCAAGGCCAUGCUGGAGCAGCAGCGGGCCGCCAGUAGGUCCGGACAGUAGUAGAGGCGUCACUGGCCACGGAAACACUCCUGGUUGGUGUGCGACACACGCUUAUGUCUUACGCAGCGGAGGCUUGAGUCCUGAUGUAAAUAUGUUUCAUAGAUUUAGAGGGAGGACAGAGGCGCAGCACACAGUGCUUCCAGUGACUCGACAGCCGCAGUAGAUCCUUCAGUCAUGUGACUCAGAGCAUAUCUAGGCAAAUCACUCAUGAAUAAACAAGGACUGACCGGCUUGACAUGGGGACAGUUUUACAUUUCCGUCAGGAGCGUCUCAGGAAGCUGCUGGUCUGUGGGUCAGGUGGAAUCAAAGGUUCAAAGUCAGAGUUACCAGUCUGAAGGGAAGACAGCGAAACACUGACGUCUCCCAGUGGAGCUUCAGGCUUCUUCUGUGGUGGCCACACGCCUCUCUACUGACACCUGCAGGAGCGUCACGGAGCUGUCAAGUCCCUGAUCAGAUCAGAUUGAAAACGCUCAAGAACCAGUUGAAUUCCAACCUCUUUGAUCAGAGAUGGAUUCUUCAUCAUCAUAAGGUCUAAUUAGAGUCUUAGAACGGUUGUAUAGUCCAAAAUAACCAAGUCACGUUAAACCCAUCAUUCGAGAUUCAAAGCACAAUAUUUGGCUGGGAUAAGGGUCGACCAGUGAGCUUUACUGACUGCGCUGAGCUCUUACUGAGGAAGACAUUAGUUUGCUUGUUGUCUGUCGCUCAGCGCCCAAGAGCGCCCCCUGCUGCCCGCUAGCUCUGCUCGUCGCCUGCGACUGUUCGAGUCAUGAGGAUGAUAACAAUCAUGAGAUUUUUUUUUCUUUUUCUGGUGAUAUCAUGAUUUAAAAAAAAAAACAUUCGUGGACAUUAUGUAUCUAUUCACUUGAAGUUUAUGAAAAGAAGAUGAAAAAUAGAAAUAAUCAAAGUAGAAAUAUUUAACUACCAAAACAAAAAACAAAUAUUUAUAUAUGAGGCAGGAAAAGGUUUUUCUAUUUCAGAAAAAUAUAUUUUCCACCUGUUUAUUACAAUGUAUUAUUCUUUUGAUUUUGAGUUGAUGGUUAAGAAGACCUUUCUUGGAGUUACAAGACUAAUAAUUUACCUGCAUGAUAACACAGAGUCAAAUAAGUCAGGGGGAGGAGUUCAACACAUUUAGGAGCAACAUUUUUUGCUUUGUUUUUCCUCUGAGUUUUGCGUCUGGGACGAACUAGAAAUGAAACAGAAGUCACUUUCUCUGUCACAAAAUGAGAGUUUAGGAGAAAACAGCGGUAAUUCAUGUGUGGCAGAAGUAUGACGUGCGAGUCGCUGUGGCGGGAAACUCUACUGAGACCAACAGACUUUGUGAUGUCUGCUGCUGCUGAGGACGAGGUCUUGCUGGCUUCGUCACAGCUUUUCACACGGACGAUGUUUUUCUACUCAUGUUGACAAACCUCCCGCUGACAUUUGAGUCUUCACUCCACGGCGACACACACACACGGUCCAGGCCGCGUGUGUCCCCGUGAAGACCACACUGUCCAGACUUCUGAGAUGAAGAGCAGGACGUCGUGGCCCCGACUGUCGACUGACUGGCAGGUGUGAACGCUGGGCCUCCAGCUGCUCCACGGUGGAGAAGGUCGCGGGUUCAGGCUCGGCGUCACUGUGAAGGUGUGAAGAUCCUUCACGUCCCGCGGCCAAACCUGAGCCGGAGGAAGCGCUGCUGAGGAGAACGGAUGAUUUGUGAUUGAAUAAAUGUGAGUGGGACACGAGUCUGCGUCCGAGCUUGU